Messenger RNA from Suillus plorans, 561 nucleotides. RefSeq lists its product as uncharacterized. Lineage: Eukaryota; Fungi; Basidiomycota; Agaricomycetes; Boletales; Suillaceae. The record is from RefSeq and is a predicted model, not a curated record. The coding region runs from base 1 to 561 and encodes 186 amino acids. The transcript has a single exon.
AUGUCACCGACACCACCACUAUCCCCCAUUCAACCACCAGAGGAUGACUUCAAUUCCUGUUGCGCUACUUCAAUGUCACCAACACCACUGCUUGCGACAUCGUCAUUCUCCUCAUCCGUUGAGUCUGCACCUUUGACAUCUGCAUCAGUUGCAGUUGAGGACAUUUGGCGACCAGUGCCAUCUUUGGAAACUCACCAGUCAGCUCAGGCUGCUCUGUCCAUCAUUCUUGUACAUGUUCCGAUAUACGAUCGUGCCAAUCCACGACGAGUCUGGCCACAGGGAAUGUACACAGUUGAUAUGGUUGUUGGCUUUCAGCAGAUGGACAUCCCAAAGUUCCGUAACUAUGGUCAGGAGCAUCUUUUUCAUCUCAUCUUUGGGGAUACUCCGUUUGUUAAGGCCACAUAUCAUGAAAAUCGCAAGGCAUGGCGCGAGACACCACUGACCAUCCUCGAGACACACAAGAAUAGCAGGCACACUCAAGAUGGCCUUUGGUCGAACUGUCUUGCCACAUGCCGCAUUGCCUUGGGUCUGGAGAGCAAGAAACAUAGCUGGCGGAAGUAG